ACGUACGCCCAGCACGACGCCGUCGCCUCCACCCGCACUCCCUCCAUUUCCAAGCUCCAACCACCAGCUCAGCUUUGCACGGCGUCUUCACAUGGGCUCGUACGCCUCGCCUCGUCAGCCGGACGCACCGCAGCGACAGGCCGCCACUGACUACACGUAAUCCUUCCACUAGCUGCCUCUUUUCUAAUCGGCGGCCGUGGCGUCUGAGCCCUGGAUCAGCUACAGACUCUCGUGCGCUCCGGUCACCCGUCGGCGAAAAGCUCGCACGGCGUCCGAUCGGAACCUCAAAAGCGAUGACCGGCCGCGCGCACAUGCUGGCAUGCAUCCAUGUCCAGGAUAUGCAAGGAUCAUCCCAUCCCAUGUCCCACGUCCAUGGCGUUGCCUUUUUGGUGCGUGUAUAUUAACCCACGGGGUGUUCCUGCGGUUAUCUGCACACUGAUCUCUCGAGCUCACGUCCAGCUCAGGCUCUGAGUUGGUGUUCCAGGCGAAUAGCUAGCUUGGCACAAUCAUCCGAUGGCGGACAUGCAGAUUGUCCUGGCCGGGAGGAAGAUCGAGGCGCAGUAUGUGGAGAUGAAGGUGCCGCUCUACUCCUACGGCUGCGAGAAGAAGAUCAAGAAGGCGCUGUCACAUCUCAAAGGUAUACAUUCGGUUCAGGUAGACUACCACCAGCAGAAGGUGACGGUGUGGGGGAUCUGCAACCGCGACGACGUGCUCGCCGCCGUCCGGAAGAAGCGCCGAGACGCGCGGUUCUGGAACGGCGACGAACUGGGCCUAGGCGAGCAUGUGCCGCCGACACCCGGAGAAGCUCCCAAGCAGUACCUGGCUGCCUUCACCGCGUACAGGUUGAGGAAGUCGUGGAAGAAGCUUUUCCCGCUGAUCCGCCUCUGAAUCUGACCGUAGCUUUUUGAUUGACAAGUGAGUACUGUGCUUCUUGAGAACGUCUCAGGAACCGCGAAAUGGGUUGUAACUUAACAGUAGUGCGUGCAUGUUGAUAGCGAAUAAACGUUCUCUGUUAUUGACUCGCGAGAUAACAUUGACGUGCCGCUUGCACAGAUCAAUGAAGCUCGAGUAGGCACACUAUGUCAGGUUCAGGAAGAAAAGACGCGCAAGGCGGGGUAAUCUCUGAAGAAUGGGCGCGGCUCUCUAUUGCCGGUUGGUCUACAGUGGCACGGGGUGCCGUCAUAUGAGUAGUUACGGCCGUCAGUCUAACUUUGAGUUGUUGCUUAGCUUUAAGUCGGUUCGAUUGGGAUGUUAUAAGUCCGUUAGCUGUUCUGUUAGCCGGCUGUAAAAGGCGCCACCCUGUAAUUGAAUCGGUAUCGAUUGAAUGAAUACAGAACUCUGUUCCUGAGCUC
Molecule: messenger RNA, 1352 nt
Organism: Sorghum bicolor (sorghum)
Lineage: Eukaryota; Viridiplantae; Streptophyta; Magnoliopsida; Poales; Poaceae
Product: heavy metal-associated isoprenylated plant protein 28
Exons: 2
Coding region: 514-888 (124 amino acids)
Molecular function (GO): metal ion binding
Source: RefSeq, a predicted model, not a curated record